Mytilus trossulus (common blue mussel) is the source of this 3011-nucleotide messenger RNA. RefSeq lists its product as uncharacterized. The transcript is spliced from 11 exons. Gene Ontology annotation, biological process: proteolysis. Gene Ontology annotation, molecular function: cysteine-type endopeptidase activity. The record is from RefSeq and is a predicted model, not a curated record. Bases 162 to 1943 code for a protein of 593 amino acids. Lineage: Eukaryota; Metazoa; Mollusca; Bivalvia; Mytilida; Mytilidae.
GUAAUUUUAUAUUUGUGUAGUUAAAUACGCCAGGAAAUAUGUAAUCUAGGUUUAAUCCACUUGAUCGAAAAUUAUUGAUUGACAUUGGUCCAGUUUUGGACGUUUGCAGGAAGUAAUUUACACUGACAGUCCAGUACUGAAAAUCGUUAGCAGCUGAAGAUAUGGAAAAUACAGACAUGAUGGACGCUGUACCUUCUAAAAAGGAAAUGCCGGGCAUUACCAACUUGAAGGAAUCAAACUGUAACACAGGACAAGGUAAGAUAUCAACAUCACAUUUAAACCAAGAGAGAUAUCAAAUUAGUUGUGGAAUAGCAGUUGUUAUCAAUAACACAGAAUUUGAUAGAAAUUUGAAUUUACAAGAUCGUGUCGGAAGUGAUGUGGAUGCUGCCUCUCUAUUCAAAGGAUUUCAGAAACUUGGUUUCAAGAGUGAACUUUUGAAUGAUGUCAGUAAACAGGACAUGGAAAGGAAAUUUGAUGAGAUUAAAGAAGACAAGACAAGUUUGGAGGAAACAGACUGUCUGAUUGUUGCUUUGAUGUCACAUGGUAAUGAAGAGGAAGUGUUUCUUACAGAUGGGUCCAUUAAGAUGACAACCUUUCUGUCGUACUUCAAUGCAGAAAAUUGUAAGGAACUUCAAAUGAAGCCUAAAAUUUUCAUAAUACAGGCCUGUAGAGGUACAGAUUUAGGAAGUGGUGUAGAAAUGGAAGUUGUAAAAGAUAAAGAACCAAACAUGAGAGACCCAAACCAAGCAGAUGCUGGUGGUAUUUAUAACGAAUAUGACCAGGCAUACGGGGAACCAGUCCGUAUACCUAAUGCAGCAGAUUUCUUAGUAGUGUAUUCUACUUCCUUGGGUUAUACAGCUUUCCGAACCACAGAGAGUGGAUCCCCUUUUGUACAUCACUUGUCAGAAGAGCUCAUGAACAUUUCAAAAGAGGAUAAUUUCUACCAAGUCUUGACCAGAGUUAACAAAAAAGUCGGAAUGGGAUAUAGACCACGUCAUAAAACCAGUGAAAUUGUUACUCAAAUGCCUUGUUUCAGUUCGCAUCUAACAAAGGAACUAUAUUUUAACUUAAGAGGAAUGGCAGAUGGAAUCAAACUAGAUGUAAAGGACAAAGACACAUCAACAACCUCGUCAACUACUAAGGAGACAAAACGAAAUACAGGACAAGGUAUCAUAAACAAAAGCCAUUUGGAGCAAAAAAUGUAUACUAUACGAACUGGAAGAGCAGUCGUGGUCAAUAACAAAGAAUUUGAUUCCGGGUUGGGUUUAGCUGAUCGUUCAGGAAGUGAUGAAGAUGCUUCAUCUCUAUUCCAAAGAUUCUUGGAUCUUGGUUUCGAAAGUGAACUUUUGUCUGAUGCCACUUUUAAAGAAUUGGAAGAGAAGUUUCAAGAAAUUAAAGAUGACAAGGAGGAAUUACAAAAGACAGAUUGCCUGAUUGUAGCUGUGUUGUCACAUGGUGAUGAAAACAGUGUGUACAUGACGGAUACACCUGUAAGGAUAAAGGCAGUGAUGGAUUAUUUCAAUGCACAGAACUGCCCAGAACUUAUUCAACAGCCAAAAGUCUUUAUUUUCCAGUGCUCAAGAGGACAAGCCUUAAGAGAUUGUGUUAACCUUAAAGUUGAAGCAGGGGAAAAGGAAAAUACUAUUCCUUAUGGUUUAGAAACUGUCCGUAUUCCCAAUGAAGCAGACUUUCUUGCAGUUUAUUCUACGUCAUUAGGUGACAGAUCAUUUUGUAAUACAGAGGGGUCAUCACCAUUUGUAAAUCAGCUGAUGAAAGAGCUACAGGGAAUGAAGAAACAGGAUGAUAUCUAUACGGUUUUGACCAAAGUGAAUAACAAAGUUAUGAGAUUUGAACCUGGAAAUACAAAUAGUAAAGAUAUUAGGCAGAUGCCAUAUUUUGUAUCACACCUUACGAAAGAUUUGUAUCUGAAACAGAUGGUCUAGAUGCUUGGUGAAUAUCCUCAAGGACUAAAUAAGGUGUUUCACUACACAUCAAAUAUCAAUCCAUCAUCUAUUAACAGUCUGUAUAUAAAAAUAUAGAAGUUUUGAUGUAUAUUCACUUUAAUAUGUGAACAAGAAUAUAAAAAUUUUAAAACACUUGAAAAGAUACAUAAUAAGCUUACAACUAAAAUUCUUACUUUAAAUGUUGCUUUUCAAUUUUCUCGAUAUGAUGUGUAACAAAAAUCAUUAUCUUAGUUCAUGUAAAUUCGAUAGAAAUCUUCCAAACACUAUAUAGAAAAAUGUUUGUACAUUUCGAGCUUUAACUACAGUCUUGAGACUACAGUCUUUCAUGUUUGUUUGUUGCUGUUAAUUGUUUUGCUUGUUACUAUUUAGUUACAGAAUUGUAAGAUAAAUGAGAAUAUUUUAUAUUACUGAUUUCAAUGAGAAUGACGAAGACUUUCAUCAGAUGCACACGGCACCAAAUAAGUAUAAUAGCCAAAAUAUAACAAUUUUUUUAAUUUCUUUUAUUAUGAUAGAAAUACUAAUUUGUAGUAAAACUUUUAAGUGAAUCUUAAAAUCAUUGAUUCUCUACAACUCUCUAUAUAUUUGAAUUUUAAACCUUGUUAGGCGAUUCACAAAAUGAAUAAUGAUCAACAUCAUUGGGCUUUAACUUAUAUGGCACCUGAUUCUCCGUGGUUGUCGUUUGUUGGUGUGGUUCAUAUGUGUUUCUUUUUUCACUUUUUUAAAUUUAUAUGGAUUCGACCGUUGGUUUUCCCGUUUGAAUGGUUUUCACUGGUCAGUGUUUUGGCCCUUUAUAGAUUGCUGUUCAUAGUGAUCCAAGGCUCCUUGGUGAAGGCCGUACUUUAACCUCUACUGGUUUCCUUUUUACAAAUUGUGACUUGGAUUGAGAUUUGUCUCAUUUGCACUAAUACAGUAAUACCACAUCUUCUUAUAUCUAUUGUAAGUAUAUAAACUCAUCAUAGAUUACAGAUUAAAUAUUUUGUAUAUUUUAGUUUAUAUUGUUUUAAAACAUAAUGCCAAAAAUGCUUUUUUAAAUAAAAAUUAAAAUUU